GCUUUAACUGCCCACCAUACACUGCUUCCUCAUCCAGAGUGCAGUGCAGCCAUGGUCUCUCUUCAAAACUUCAGCGGUUUAUGUAAAAUUCCAACUAGUUCUUUUCAUGGUGUUUCCCUUCCACGUCUUCCACCCUUGCUGCAUAUGAGAGGAAGAGUUGUUUCCCAGAGUUUAUAUAGAAAAGAAAAUUACAAUUUCCCAAGAAAACGAUUCGGCGACAUAAUGUCAAACAGAGUGAGGCUUACUAUCCCUAGAAGUAGUAGCAAUUCAUCAGACUCUAACAGCAGCAAAGAUGAAUCUUCUGGUCAAAACAAGACACCUUUUGGGUACUCAAGGAAGGAUGUUUUAUUGAUUGGACUUGGAAUUACUGCCAUUGGAUAUGGCUUAAAAAGUGGAUUAGAGUUUGUUGGAGUAGAUUCAUUGCAAGCUGGGAAUGUUGUUGAGUUGGUAAUAGUUUUGGGGCUUACACUUGGUUGGGUUUCAACAUAUAUCUUUAGAGUAUCAAACAAGGAAAUGACUUAUGCUCAACAAUUACGCGACUACGAAAACAAAGUCAUGGAGAUUGUUUCGAGUUCUACCUUGCAUCAUAAAAGUUUCCCCAACACUGAUUUUGGAAAAAUUCUGGUUUUGGCAGAAGCGGUUGGAGGGCUUGACAGAAGCAGAGCUGGAAGUAUUGCUCGAACAAGUUGAAGAAGAGAAGAGACGUCUAGCAAGUGGUGAGCAAGUUAAUUGAAAGGUCAUUUUGGGAGUUGAAAGACAAAGAAAGAAAGAAAGAAAGUAGCCAAAAGCAAAAGUCUCUUUUUUAUGUGUAUAUUUUUGCUUCAUUUAUAGUUUUUAUACUGGUCCAGGAACUAGAAUCCGACUUUUUAGUUGUAUUGGGCGCAAAAAAAUAAAAAAUGAGAAUAAAUUUGCAGAUGAAUCAAGCCACUACUCCAAGUUGAACCAUACUGGGCUGGUUUGUAAUAUUCAAUGGACUUUUUUCACUUGACCACUUUCA
Pistacia vera is the source of this 997-nucleotide messenger RNA. RefSeq lists its product as uncharacterized. NCBI's taxonomy places the organism in Eukaryota, Viridiplantae, Streptophyta, Magnoliopsida, Sapindales, Anacardiaceae. The record is from RefSeq and is a predicted model, not a curated record. The coding region runs from base 52 to 690 and encodes 212 amino acids. The transcript has 6 exons.